Paramuricea clavata is the source of this 3098-nucleotide messenger RNA. Lineage: Eukaryota; Metazoa; Cnidaria; Anthozoa; Malacalcyonacea; Plexauridae. The record is from the annotation of a GenBank genome assembly.
AUGUCGAACCCAGACCACGAUGCCUGUCAUGGGCCCGAGCCUGAAGUGAGAAAAGUGGAUGAAAGACUUUCAAAGUUAUCUUUGAUUGCAAGAAAUGUUACCCUACGUCUUUCAAGUCAAACGACCACAAGAAGAGGAAAUAUCUCCAGAAAGGUAACAGAAAAAGUACCACAUAAUCCUAAAGAACCAGUUGAGGAUAGCAAAAAGAAGGUUGCAAACGUCAAAACACUGAAUAAAAUCAAGAAUGCUGAUCUGUGUUCGACAAGUGUUGAUCUAACAAGCAUGAGCAAAGAAACCGAAGUAGUGGGUAGUAAAAAUGACUGUUCAGGAAGUUCAAUGCAAAUUGAAAAAGACACACAAAGCUCGCCAAAGGUUAAAACAAGCAUUUCGAGAACAUCUCUUUUAACAGAACAAUUUAAAACAGAGAUAACGUCUCCGGAUGAAAACUCACAACAGAGUAAUAAAUACAGAACUGAAGUGGUGGGAAUCCAAACUGAGUGCUCCGAGUGCCCAAAACAAGUAGAACAGGUCACACGACAAAACUGCAAAAUACAGCCAAAUACUCAAACAAACAAUACGAAAACAUCUCAGUUAGCCGAACAACUGAUUACCGAGAAAGUUUCGCCAAAAAAGUCAAAUGAAACUCAAAAAUGCAAUUCACCAAAACAGACAUCGCCUGCAUCUCGUAAAAUUCCUGGGCAAAUGUCCAGUGGUAAAUCAAGAAUUCCUUUUGGAGCAAUACGAAGAAGAAAGUCCAUGAAAUUAGGUGAACGAUCACUUGUAAGGAGGAAAAGUUUUUUAAAGAAAGGGGAUGGUUUGGCUGCAAGGAAACAGAUUAAUAAAAAAAUAAAGACUAAUGAUACUGAGAGUGGAGAAAUGAUGGAAAGUUAUCCAAAUGAGAAACAACAAACGGAUGACAAGGGAAAGACAUCUUUGCGCAUGCCAGGGAGAAGGGAUAAUACGAAUGGCACAUUUUUAUUAACAAGAAAUAAGAAGUUUCUAAAUAAAGCGCCUGCCUGUGACGGCAGUAAAACGAUGAAGUCGUCCUUUCGUUCAAGAAGACAAUGGAACGAAAAUGGUGCACAGGUGACAUUUAUUUAAGCUUCUCCUUUACUAUAGACGAAUUAAUGCAUUCCACAUACCCAGUUAUCUUUCAAGCCAUCUUUAUUGGAAAUGAAGAAACUGUUGCUUCAUUAUGUUUUCUCAUUCGUUUUUUAGUAACUGGGAAUUUCUUAGUAUUUUCAUAGUUUAUAAUAAAGCGCAUUUGAACCCCCCCCCCCCCCUCAUUAUGAAUUCAAACCGGUUUUCAACCAUUUGCUGCAGUCGAAAGUUUAAUUUUAAGAAAAAAUAAUGUUCAAGAAAGUAAUCAGAAAACCCUUGACUAGCCAUAUUCACAUAAAUAUUAGCCAUGAUGUUAUCCAUAAUUCUCAGUUUAGAGCACGGCCUUGAUUGUCUAUUUUUUAUGCACUCAUAUAUAUAUAUAUAUAUAUAUAUAUAUAUAUAUAUAUAUAUAUAUAUAUAUAUAUAUAUAUAUAUAUAUAUAUAUAUAUAUAUAUAUAUAUAAGCAAUAAUUAUUAACAUGUUUGCUGUUUAGACAUACGAAGCAAUGAUAUUUUCCUCCGUGUUUGCAUUUUCGGAAGAGUUGAGGGAAUCGAGCGAUAUCAUUCAUUCAAAAUUACAGUAAGUGAUAUCCCUACAUCCGUAUGCCUGUCAUUGAGCAAGUAGUAAAAUCGUAUGGCGUUGAACAACUUGUGGCGAUCUUUCUUUGCUUAUGCUACCCUGAAUGUCACGAGAUCGGGCAAGCUGAAAAAUUGCUUGACAACUGCCAACUGAGCUAUGAGGUUGAGAUCAUGUCACCUACUCGCGAACUCACUUGACCUCAUAGCUCAAUUAGUAUAGAGGGGACUGGAAUAACAAUUAUAGCCAGGACUAACAAGCCAGAGCUCGGCGGACAAUAUAGAUGAUAUUGUAUUUCUCCUUCCCAGGGCAUUAUAUGAUUCCACGAAUAAGAUAAAGACAAAUUCUGUUUUUACCAAAAAAUCAAGUGGGCUAACAAAGGAGUGGAGACAAAAUAAUCGCGAACUUCUCGACAGUGGAAGUCAGGUAGGAAUUCAAAGCCCAUAAAUGAUAAAAUCCAGGAAAAAAUUACGAAGACGAUUUGCAAAUGUGAAAUUAAUAUGUUAUGUUAUGGUAUGGCAUAUUAUAUAAAAUUUUCGCUAUUUUUUUAAAAUUUUAUAAAUUUUAAAAUUUUCGAUAUUAAAUUUUUUCCACCAGGGGCUGGUUGUAUAAAAAAUGUGAUUAAAGUUAACUAUGAUUAAGUGCAAACGGCAUCCAAUAAGAAGCGACUAUUUGAGAGUUAAUCACUAUUUAACUACAAAAUAGUGAUUAAAAAAAUGAUUAAGAGUUUGAUACAACCGGCCCCAGGAAGUUAAAUAUUCAAACCCGUUUAUGCAUGAUGACUCGCUCGUUUGAAUUUUUUUUCCCUAUCACAAUACAGCAAAAUUCCAUAAAACUUUGCACAGAAAAUGGCCAAUUGUGCAUCACUUUUAAUGCCUUGAUCAUGCAUGCAGUUUAACAAUAAUCUUUUUAAUUCCAGGAAAUUGCUGGAAUUUUUAGCAACCUGAGGAUAGUGGAAUCAAAUCUUAAGAGUAAGUUAAAGUUGCUAGCAUGUUCAAUUCUUUGUAAGUCAGUUGGAGAACAUGUAGAAAUAUAUACAAAGCGUUUGGGCAUGGUUGUGAUGUAUUCAAUCAACUAAAGCUAAGGUUUCAUAUUUUACAUGUUUUGUUAGCUGUUGAUCAGGCAGUGUCGACUCUACUUAAAGAAAAAUCUAGGAGCAAAGAAAGGAUAAGUGGUUCCACAAAGCCAAAGGUAACCCAGCAUCAAAAUUUAUCAAAUUAAUAUCCUUUAUUCAAAAGAGAAGAACUCUUAUGCCGGUUGCCACCCAUUCACUUAAUUUUACUUAUAAUUUUACUUAACUUUACUGAAAUAAAUGGUUACACAUUAUCAUGGCAGUGCCAGUGACAUGCCAUAUGUGUUUAUACCCAAACAUCCUUGCUCUUUUGUAGGACCGUCAAAUAGUCCAAAAAGGCAUAAAGUAG